AUGAGAAUUCUUAGAUCAUUCCACUCUUUUGUUGUUUGUAGUCUGCAGAUGGAUUCCUCCUCUGUGAAUCUCUCCUUAGCUAUCAUUGCUAGCAUACUUGUAGUAAUUGCAUCAGAAAAUACUCCUCUAUCAGAUUAUCCAGAAGAAUUGAAUGCCUUGGUUUCAAGUGGUUUGUGGGAUGAAGAUACUCAUGACUACUCAGAUAAUCAUUGCCAGUGGAAUGGAAUCACUUGUAAUGGUGCUGGACGUGUUGUCGAGAUUCAUUUACAAGAUUGUCAUCCUACUCCUAUUUGGAGGCCUAUGGUAAACCUUACUGCUUUCCCAGAAAUUUCUAGAGUUCGUCUUAGCAACUGCACAAUCAUUACAAAUCUCCAAUCUUGGAUAGGUAACUUAUCACAAUUAACUUACCUAAAUUUGUCGAUAAAUUUUAUUUAUGGUCAGUUGCCUCGUUUGCUAUUUCUCACAAAAUUAGAGACGUUUGACGUUUCUUAUAACUAUAUAAGUGGUUCCAUUCCAUCCCAAAUAGAGGCUCUAUCGAAUCUAUCUUAUCUGGAUUUGUCACAUAAUUCUUUCACAGGCCUAUUGCCUCUUACAGUGGCGAAUCUCUCUAACUUAGGUGUAUUCGACAUUUCUUUUAAUAGCAUAACUGGUUCUUUUCCAUCUCAAAUAUUGGCUCUACCAAAAUUAUCUUACCUCAAUCUUGCUUCUAAUCUUUUAAGUGGUGAUAUGCCUUUUCUUUCCUCACCAAAUCUCUCAAAGUUGGAGGUAUUUGACAUUUCAUAUAACAACUUCUCUGGUGUCGUUCCACGUAAACUCUGGAAAAAGUUUUCGGAUAGUUCAUUCAUUGGCAAUCCCAGAUUUCAUUUCCCAGCCCCGCGCGAACGAUUUCAUCUUAUCAAAAUUAUCCUUCUAGCUGUUUCAGCACUAAUCUUCAUCUGCACAGUCUGUCUGGGAUACUACCUGUGUAUGAACUGGAUUAGGAAAAAGGUGAAAAUGAGUUGUGUUGUAGAUGAUGAUGCUAAGCAUGGAGAUAUAUUCAAGAUAUGGAAUUUUGAUGGAAAUAUUGCUUAUGAAGACAUCAUCGAAGCAACUGAAGACUUCGAUGAUAGCUACUGCAUCGGCAUUGGAGGCUACGGCAGUGUCUAUGAGGCAAAACUGCCGAGUGGGAGAGUUGUUGCAGUUAAAAAGCUUCAUAGAUUCGAAGUUGAGAAUGAAACUUGUAGCAAGAGCUUUCUGAAUGAGGCUGAGAUCUUGUCUGCAAUUCGGCAUCGAAGUAUUGUGAAACUUUUCGGCUUUUGUCUGCACAAGCGCUCCAUGUUUCUUAUCUACGAUUACAUGGAAAGUGGCAGCCUGUUUUGUGUCUUGAACGAUGCAAUCGAAGCCGUUGAUUUGAAUUGGGCGAGGCGUGUAGAUGUGGUGAAGGCCGUUGCGAAUGCGUUGUGCUACAUGCAUUACGGUUGCGAUCCACCAAUCUUGCACAGAGACAUUUCCAGCAACAACAUACUUUUGAACUCGAAGAUGGAAGCUUGCGUAUCUGAUUUCGGCACAGCUAGAUUUUUGGAUCCCAAUUCAUCGAAUCAGACUCUCACCGUGGGGACCUAUGGUUACAUUGCACCAGAAUUGGCGUACAUGAUGGCAGUCACGGAAAAGUGUGAUGUGUACAGCUUCGGAGUGGUGGCAUUGGAAACCAUGUUCGGAUGCCAUCCCGGGGACUUUAUUACCUCCACGAUGUCGAUAUCCGGACAAUGUGGUCUUGAGAAGGUAAUGGUCCAAGACUUGCUGGAUAAGAGGCUCCCGGCGUUGUCUCUAGACAACGAUCUACGGAUGGCUAAGGAAGUUGCGCGGAUGGUGAAGAUAGCGUUGGCAUGUGUUAGUUUCGACCCGAGUUCCCGGCCGACGAUGAAGCAAGUGUGUGAAGGGCUUGGUGGUGGUGCACCACCCCUGCCUAGGCCUAUACAUGGCAUCUCAAUUCUGCACCUCAUGCCUUCAAACAACAACUAAUGUGAUGAGGUAAAUACAACGAUAGAUUUAUUAUUAUUUGUUAAAAUAUGGAUAAUAAUAUAAAUUUAAAAAAUGAUAUAAUCUUAGCAAAAGAAGUGAGAAUAUACCCACUUUUUAUUUAUACUAAAAUGUCUCAAUUCUUCCUCAGAUUUUUUAUCAAAGCAUUGUGCCCAUCAUGAUUUUUGAAUAAAUUCUUAGAUUUUGAUAAGAGUCGAUGCAUACAUGCAAAAAUCUACCUACUUACAAUAAUGGGUGAAUUUAUUUAUGCCAGAUUUUUGUAGAAAUUAUUUCAUGAAUUAAUACACAAAAAUGCACCAUACUCACUUGCAAAGUAAUAUAUACACAUAUAUUCGAAAAGAAUAUCCUAUUCUGUUAAUUAUUUAUUGCAUCCCUUAGUUGUUGGAGGGCCAAACCGACUUACCAAUUAAUUAUAUUCUUCCCAUUAUCAUUUAAAUAUUCUUCACAUUCCAAAAUACAAAUCCGUACUGUGCAUUUUUUAUUUUUUAUUUUUUCCUUUUUAAUUCAAUAAAAUAGUAACAAUAAUGUUCUUAGAAAAUUAAAACUUACUCUCUUCUACACAUAUAAUCCAUAUAAAAGAAGUUAUCAAUUAUGAUCUUACUAUAUAUAUAUAUUAAUUAAAAUUUUGAUUA
Messenger RNA from Andrographis paniculata, 2651 nucleotides. RefSeq names its product MDIS1-interacting receptor like kinase 2-like. Gene Ontology annotation, biological process: protein phosphorylation. The record is from RefSeq and is a predicted model, not a curated record. Gene Ontology annotation, molecular function: protein binding; ATP binding; protein kinase activity. Lineage: Eukaryota; Viridiplantae; Streptophyta; Magnoliopsida; Lamiales; Acanthaceae. Bases 1 to 2001 code for a protein of 666 amino acids. The transcript is spliced from 2 exons.